AUGGCAACAAUUCGGGUUCCUGAACAAAAAAUAAUACUCUGUGGAGAAUAUGGAGUGGGAAAAAGUUCUAUAUUUCGAAGAUUUACUAAUAAUACUUUUGUGACAGCUUCAGAUAGAAAAUCAACCCUAGGACUAGACCACUGCUCUAAAAUAUUUAGCGUUUGUGAUAGAGAUUUAAAAUUACAAUUAUGGGAUACAGGUGGAAUGGAAAGAGUGGCUUCUAUUACAUCAAGUUACUAUAAAUUUGCAGAGGCUGCCAUUUUAGUUUUUUCUUUUGAUAACCCAGCUUCCUUUCAUGUUUUAUCUCAACAUUUACUAGAUAUAGUUACAUAUGCAGAAAAUGCCAAGAUCUUCCUUUGUGGUAACAAAAGUGAUUUAAUAGAAGCACCACCACAGAUUACUGAUGCUGAAAUAGAAACUUUUUGUGAGCAAUGCCACAAUUUAGUAUCUGGUAUCUACAAGACUUCUUGUAAGACUGGUGAAGGUCUGGAGGAAAUGUUUACAGACAUUGCGUUCCAGCUGGUAAAUAUGAACAGAUCCAGAAUAGAACUUCAGUCAAUGGAGCAACAUGGUUUUAAAAUUAUUCCUUAUGAAGAAGAACAACAAGAAGACAAUUGCAUGUGUUGA
Psylliodes chrysocephalus is the source of this 627-nucleotide messenger RNA. The record is from the annotation of a GenBank genome assembly. Lineage: Eukaryota; Metazoa; Arthropoda; Insecta; Coleoptera; Chrysomelidae.